AAUUAGAAUUUCGAUUCGCUUUUGUUCUUCGAUUGGAUUCAAUUUGAUAUUUGUAGAUCCUCUGUUGUUUCUUGAAAAAUUUGAAAUGAAUAUAAGCUAGAUUUGUGUGAAUCGAUUUUUUCAAUGUUGGGGACGUUUUUUUAGUGGGCCGAGAAGAAAGGAUGAAUUGUUAAUGGGCCUGGCCCGCGGAUUUUUGGUAUAAAAAAAGGGACAGCUCGAUCGGUGAGGUGAGGAUAUGGGGGGGUCGGAGUUUGUGAUCGUUACGGUGGCGGCGGUUCUGCUGUUGUUGGGAAACGACGUCGUUGAGGCUUCGAGCUCACCAUCGGCGUUUGUGCAGAACGUCAUCUACUCCAACAAGAUUGCCAUCUUCUCCAAAUCGUAUUGCCCGUAUUGCUUGCGUGCCAAGCGCAUAUUCGGUGAAUUACAUGAGCAACCUUAUGUUGUAGAACUUGAUCUUCGAGAUGAUGGGGGGCAAAUUCAGAGUGUUCUUCUAGAUGUGGUAGGCCGAUCCACUGUCCCACAAGUAUUUGUGAAUGGCAAGCACAUCGGUGGUUCUGAUGAUCUCAAAGCCGCUGUUGCGAGUGGCCAACUUCAGAAGCUUCUUAGUAUAAGUUGAGAAUGCAUUGGAAAUCAAGAAACACAAGUAGACUAGCAUCUGAUAUGAAGCUGCAUCUGAACACUUCUGGGAGCUUAAGAUUGUGAGAUGACACUAUAGUAUCUCAAUAUUAAUGCUUCAUGUAAUUAUUGAUGUAGUGCUGAAUUUGCUCGAAUUCAUGGAAGAAAAAUUAAAUGUAGUUUUCGACAACAUUUUGAUGCA
Molecule: messenger RNA, 817 nt
Organism: Rosa rugosa (rugosa rose)
Lineage: Eukaryota; Viridiplantae; Streptophyta; Magnoliopsida; Rosales; Rosaceae
Product: monothiol glutaredoxin-S6
Exons: 4
Coding region: 236-616 (126 amino acids)
Biological process (GO): cellular response to oxidative stress
Cellular component (GO): cytoplasm
Molecular function (GO): glutathione disulfide oxidoreductase activity
Source: RefSeq, a predicted model, not a curated record